AUGGCCGCGUAUGAGAAGGGGCGGGUUAGAAGGGAGUGUGGUAAUGGAAGCGGGUCUGUUGAAUUUAGCAGCGAGGAUCAUCAACUUAGUAGCGAGGAUGCACUGAGAGAAGUCAAGAUGUGGGUGUCUGCUUCCAGAAGGUUUUAUGCCAAACUUAGCAAAGUAAUGAAAGCAAAGAGACAGAGCCUUCCUUUUGGCAGGGCAGCUGCUAAAUCAGACAAGGAUUCUGGAUUCUCAGAUGGCAGCUUGGAUUACCUGAGUUCAUCUGAACCAACCAACUCAAAGGAUGCUCUGAGAGCUUCAUGGCAGAGCUCAGCAGCUACAUUUUCUCCUAUGAUGGUAAUGAAAAACACAGUAGUCAGACAGGAAGGAAACUCAUCACAGUUUCGGCCUUGGACUGUACAGCCUUCAUGGGAGACAAUUUCGACUCACCAACCACUUGUGGUUCUUGGUCCACCCAUUCCUUCUGCUGUGACCCUUCAAGCAACUAGGGAGGAGAAAGGUGACUCUUUUGAUCUCCUGCCCAUCUUGAACUCCUAUGCAAAGAUAGCUCUACAGCCACACAAAAGGGGCCUGGAAGAUAGAGAAGAAACCAGGAAGCAGAAGCGGCUUUGUACCGGCAGGACAGGCACAUCCCCAAACCAGGAUGUCCCAGGCCGAAAUGCAACAGCUGUUCAUGGAUUUCAGCACAUCUCCAUUACUAAGUCAAAGGCUCUGGGUUGUGCCCCAGCAUCCUCUACGCCCGCUUCCCCUGCAUCAGAAAGUCAAGCACGGGAUGUGGCACAGUCUGCAUUGUGCAACCCACUUGUGUUGGGGAAGGAACUCAGCAGCUCUUCAGACCUGCCAUCGCAGCAGCCGGGCAAGCAUAAACGUUUCCAGAACACAUUGGUGGUGCUGCACAAGUCUGGACUGCUGGACAUCACAUUGAAAACCAAGAAGCUGAUCAGUCAGAACCUAGUGACCCAGGUGGAGCUGGACCAGCUGAAGCAGCAAACACAGCUGUUCUUGGAAGCACUUAAGAACAACACUUCUCGGGCGUGGGCUGAGCUAGAGGCAUCUCUAAGGCAACCAAAUGAAGCCACGAACAGCUUGUUGACCUCUCCGGGCAUCUAGUGCCAAUGUAACU
Molecule: messenger RNA, 1126 nt
Organism: Gekko japonicus
Lineage: Eukaryota; Metazoa; Chordata; Lepidosauria; Squamata; Gekkonidae
Gene: CIPC
Product: CLOCK-interacting pacemaker
Exons: 5
Coding region: 1-1113 (370 amino acids)
Biological process (GO): negative regulation of circadian rhythm; negative regulation of DNA-templated transcription
Cellular component (GO): nucleus
Source: RefSeq, a predicted model, not a curated record